CACAUGUCCCUCUGAUAAACAUUUACCUGGAGGCUUGAUGUCAGUCCGAGUUUCAGCCAUGAGCGUUCUUCCUCCUGUUCGAAGGGACCGAAUCAUCGCACAGCUCCCUCAGUAUUUCAGGAAAGAGGCAGCUCUCCACACUAAGGAGGAUUUCAACAAUAAAGUGAAGACCGCCUGUCAGGAGCAGCGGACCGGCACAGUGGGAUUUAAAAUCUCCAAGGUCAUUGUGGUGGGUGACCUGGCUGUGGGGAAAACCUGUCUCAUUAAUAGAUUUUGCAAGGAUGCUUUUGACAAGAACUACAAAGCAACGAUCGGUGUGGACUUUGAGAUGGAGCGGUUUGAAGUGCUGGGCGUUCCUUUUAGCCUGCAGUUGUGGGACACUGCAGGUCAAGAGAGGUUCAAGUGCAUUGCUUCUACAUACUACAGAGGAGCACAGGUGGUGAUUAUCGUCUUUGAUGUAAAUGAUGUUGCCUCUUUGGGACAUACAAGGCAGUGGCUGGAAGACGCCUUGAAAGAGAACGACCCCACCGCGGUUCAGCUGUUCCUCGUGGGCACAAAAAAAGACCUGAGUUCUCCUGCUCAGUACGCUCAGAUCGAACAAGAUGCCCUCAAAAUAGCAAAGGAGAUCAGUGCAGAGUAUUGGGCAGUGUCUUCACUGACAGGAGAAAACGUGAGAGAGUUUUUCUUCCGAGUUGCAUCGUUGGCAUUUGAGACCAAUGUUCUUGCCGAGUUGGAGAAAAGUGGAACGAGACAAAUUGGAGACGUAGUCCGAAUUAACAGCAACUCAAGCAACGUGCACACUACAUCAAAGAAGAAGCAGCCGAACUGCUGUCAGUAA
Molecule: messenger RNA, 838 nt
Organism: Scomber japonicus (chub mackerel)
Lineage: Eukaryota; Metazoa; Chordata; Actinopteri; Scombriformes; Scombridae
Gene: rab34a
Product: RAB34, member RAS oncogene family a
Exons: 10
Coding region: 38-838 (266 amino acids)
Biological process (GO): endocytosis; phagosome-lysosome fusion
Molecular function (GO): GTP binding; GTPase activity
Source: RefSeq, a predicted model, not a curated record